AGCACAGCGGAAAUUAAGAUGGCGGCCCUGGCGACUGGUGGGCCGGUGCGGAGCGAAGGGGUUCCUACGAGUUUCCAACGGAAAGGAGCUGCAGGCGGAGGCGGCCGCUUGGCCGUUCUGCCGGGCACCCGACCGUCGUUGCGACGCGGGCAGCUCCUGCUUUCCAGUGGGAUCCCUUCCCUGGACAGUGUUCUAGGUGGAGGUUUGGCAAUUGGAACGCUUCUUCUUAUAGAGGAAGAUGCAUAUGGUAUCUACUCCAAUCUAUUGUUCAAGCACUUCCUUGCAGAGGGAAUAGUUUGUGGACAUAAUUUAUUUAUAGCUUCAGCUAAAGAGGAGCCUGCUGACAUUUUAAAGGAACUUCCAUCCCCUUUCUUAAAUACUGUCAGUGCAAUGGAAGAAGCAACAGCUAUGAAAUGUAAGCAAGAUUCUCAGGAAUCCAUGAAAAUAGCUUGGCGUUACCAGAACAUACCCAAAUUGGAGGUGACUCAAAUGACCUCUUCAAAAUGUGGACACUAUUUUGAUCUGUCAAAACCUUUGGCUUCAGAACUAAGACAGAACAUUGGAUGGCAUGGUUUUUUCCUUCCUGAAGAAACAACUUUGUGCCAUGAUAUAAGCUCUUGUAAUAUGGCCUCUGGUUAUACCAGAUUGCUUCAUUCUAUUCAGAAGGUCAUUUAUCAGGAAGGAUUUGGUGGCUCCACUCCUCAGAAAAAGCAAAGAAAUAUUUUGAGGAUUGGAAUUCAGAAUCUUGGCUCAGUACUAUGGGAUGAUGAUAUUUGUUGCAAUGAAAACCCACAAAAUAUUUAUAGCCUCACAAGAUUUCUAUAUGCUCUUCGGGGCCUCCUUAGAACUUCUUUGUCUGCCUGCAUCAUCACCAUUCCAUCUCACCUCAUCCAGAAUAAAGCAAUUAUGGAACGUGUUACAAACUUGUCAGAUACGAUAGUAGGCCUUGAAUCAUUUAUGGGCUCUGAGAGAGAAACCAAUCCAUUAUACAAGGAUUACCAUGGUUUGAUUCAUAUACGUCAGAUUCCUUGGCUUAAUAGUUUGAUCUGUAAUGUAUCAGACACGAAGGACCUUGCUUUUAGAUUGAAAGGGAAGCUGUUCAUUAUUGAGCGAUUGCAUUUGCCUCCAGACUUGUCAGACACAGUGAGCCGCACAAGCAAACAGGAUCUGGCAGAAUCCACCAAAUUGCUGAGCUCAGGAUGUAGUGCUAUGGCCAUAGGCAAGAAGCACCUGGACUUCUAGUGAUUUCUACUUAGCAGUUUCACUUUGAUUUAUAUGGCACUCUAAUUAUGACUGUUAAUGACUUGUGUAAAUAUUUUUCUUAAUGAUUGUGACCCAGUAGUCCUUAAAAUGUUUAACUUGCAAACUGUGUGCCUUAUUUUCUCAUUCUGUUUUUUUGUGUAUGUUGGCAAAUGUUGUACAUUUAUCUGCAGCAGACAACUGUAUUCUAUAUUUAGAAGCAAUGGCCAUUUUGAAAAAUUACAGAAUGUUCUGUUGCCAUUAACUUCAUUGUUGUUGUUAAAAUAUUAGACAAUUACACAUUACAUACUUCAUAGAAUUAUUGCAAUGUAAAUUGUAAAACGGUGUUGUAAAUAAAUAAGUUCUCUAUCGUGUGUUGUUUUGAUGUCAAACAACCAUUGUUCUAGAAAAAGAAUUUUGUUGCUAUCAAAGAUCAUAGUUAAAUCAAAAUAUGACACAUUAUACACUAUGUAGCCAAUUAACUGAAUGUGUUAGAGUAUUUUCUACAUAUUUUAAUAUCAGUAAUUAAUCUAAUAGAGAAAAUAGUUUUCUUAUGGUAAAAGCACAUUACAGAUAAUUAGUUUGCCUUCUGGGUUAAUAAAUAUACUAACAUGCUCUUGAGUGAAUUUAUUUUAAAAAGAAAAAGAAUUGGUUCUUUAAUGUAGUUCAAAAUAGUAAUCCUAAACAACUGAAGUCAGCAUUAUAAAAUUAUGUCAACAGACAUUAUUCAAGACUGAAAUUCAAACUGACAGCUACAUUAAUGCUAGAAAACCAGGAGAGUGCAUUGGAGCUUAGGGAAGAGAUAUCACAGAAAUAAGUAUACAGUGCAUCCAAAAAUAAAACUAAUUCAGGAUUUCCUAGUAUUGUGUAUAUGCUAUUUGUAAAUGUAUGAAUAUUUCCCAUCUAGGUAAAAUACAUAAAUAUGUAUUGGCACCAUGAUUUGCAUAUGUGUAUAGAACUAAUGUACAAACAAGAUGGGUGGGUGGGCAUAUACCAGGAAAUGUUUUUCAGUGGGACCUGCAGUGACUUUGUUUUGGGUUUUGUAAGUUGUACUUUGAGGCAAUAAUAGCUCUAAUUAGAAAAUAAAUAAUAUUCCAUGGAACUUUCCAUUAAAUUCAUUUUUGAAUUAAAAAUUCAAUC
Messenger RNA from Eublepharis macularius, 2379 nucleotides. RefSeq names its product elongator acetyltransferase complex subunit 4 (gene ELP4). The record is from RefSeq and is a predicted model, not a curated record. The transcript is spliced from 10 exons. Bases 19 to 1242 code for a protein of 407 amino acids. NCBI's taxonomy places the organism in Eukaryota, Metazoa, Chordata, Lepidosauria, Squamata, Eublepharidae. Gene Ontology annotation, biological process: tRNA wobble uridine modification. Gene Ontology annotation, cellular component: elongator holoenzyme complex; cytoplasm; transcription elongation factor complex.